Perca fluviatilis (European perch) is the source of this 996-nucleotide messenger RNA. RefSeq names its product nipsnap homolog 3A (C. elegans) (gene nipsnap3a). The record is from RefSeq and is a predicted model, not a curated record. NCBI's taxonomy places the organism in Eukaryota, Metazoa, Chordata, Actinopteri, Perciformes, Percidae. The coding region runs from base 1 to 996 and encodes 331 amino acids. Gene Ontology annotation, cellular component: mitochondrion. The transcript has 6 exons.
AUGGUGAAGUUUAGGAUCCCGUCUCUGAGAUCAGCUGCUGCUCUGCUCUCCGCACCUGGACCUGCUGCUCAGUGUACAGUCUCUCGGGACAAUAAAGUUGUGUUGAAUGAAAGAGAGAGCCCUGUGCGUCUGUCUACUGGUCCCCAGCAGAAACACACAACCUUCUAUGAGUUCCGGACCUACAGCAUAAAGCCUCACCUGGUCCCCUCCUUCCUGCAGCUGACCAAUCAGAAGAUCCACCUCCGCACCGCACACUCGCAGCUCAUUGGCUACUGGAGCGUGGAGUACGGAGGCCUCAACCAGGUCUUCCACAUCUGGAAGUAUGACAGUUAUUCUGAGCGGGCAGCUGUGCGGGCAGCCCUGUCUCAGGACCCCUCCUGGGUCUCGGACUACAUCUCCAAGGCGAUGCCCAUGUUGUCGUCUCAGGAGAACGAGGUCACCUACCUGGUCCCCUGGAGCCGCCUGCAGACCCCCCCGCAGACAGGAGGUGUGUACGAGCUGGUCUCCUACCUGAUGCGUCCCGGUGGUCCGGCUGUUUGGGGCGACGCCUUUCAGGCUGCCGUCACCUCCCAUGAUGCACCGGGGUACGGCAAGCUGGUGGGAGCUUUCCACAGCGAGUUUGGCCUGUUAAACAGAGAAUAUAAUCUGCGUCGUCACCACGAAACCCGCCACAAAGAGUAUACUAGCCUGCGCGGGCAAGCAAGAGAAGACAGGAUUCGGAGGAUGAAAGGCGGACUGGCUGCACAACAGAAUGUAUUCCUUCGCCAAACUCAGGUCAACCAGGCUGCUGUCCGAGCUAACUAUAAGGUAGCUCACCUACUAGCCACCCAUGGAAAGCUGUUUACUGAUGGGGACUUGGUUAAAGAAUGCAUGGUUGCUGUGGCCGAGGAGGUGUGUCCCGACAAGAAGGAUGCGCUCAACGUGGUGAGUCUCUCCGCACCUACUAUGACCAGGCGAAUCGAAGAUUUGGGGGACAAUGUGUAUGACCAGAUGUAA